This is a messenger RNA of Archocentrus centrarchus (flier cichlid), 3305 nucleotides long. RefSeq names its product LHFPL tetraspan subfamily member 2a protein-like. The transcript is spliced from 3 exons. Gene Ontology annotation, cellular component: membrane. Lineage: Eukaryota; Metazoa; Chordata; Actinopteri; Cichliformes; Cichlidae. The coding region runs from base 409 to 1071 and encodes 220 amino acids. The record is from RefSeq and is a predicted model, not a curated record.
GACUCACUCUUAGGUGCUCUCUUUCCUCUCUUGUUGAAGCAGACUCUGGAAUAAGGUGGAUGGUUAAUUCCCUGAGGCUUUAAGUUUAGGUGUGGCAAUCAAACGGACCCGCUUGCUGUUCAUGUGGUACCAUGACUAAAGGAAGCUGUUUUGGUGCGCUGUAGCUGUUUGGGAUGACCGAAGCCAAACAUUGCCUCAAAGAGGAAGAAAUCAAAGAAGAGGUGAGAGGAGGGACAACAUCUGCUCUCAGAGGAUAAGAUCAGGAGCCCAUCUGGAACCAAGCAGGGAACCUACCAGACCUUUCUCUUUAUAAAGAAGGGAACUGAAACUCUUCAAUAGCUUCAAGGGUUUCAAGAAUUUUUAUUACUUUUUUUUAUCAUUGGUUUUUACCUUCUCAGAGCUAAAGCCAUGUGCCAUGUUAUUGUAACAUGCCGUUCCAUGCUGUGGACCCUACUCAGUAUUGUAGUGGCCUUUGCUGAGCUCAUUGCAUUCAUGAGCCCGGAUUGGUUGUUGGGAUUUCCUCGGGCUGACAGCGGCGUGAGCGGGGCAGGAGUGGACUCCAGGGAGUACCGGCCGUCUCUCGGCCUUUACAACCGCUGCCUUCGUAUUGGGAACAAACAGGUGACCUGCGGGCCCUACGCCACGACAUUUGGAGAAGUGGCCAGUGGUUUCUGGCAGGCUUCCAUGUUGUUUCUGGCAGCAGGGACAUUAGUGCUCGGGUGUGUGGCCUGCAUCUCCAUCUUCAGCCUGUGUUUUCAGAGCAUCCUGAAGAAGAGCAUAUUCAACAUCUGUGGACUGCUUCAGGCUGUCGGAGGCCUGUUACUGAUGGUGGGCCUCAUGCUGUACCCUGCUGGUUGGGGUUCAGACAAGGUGAUCGACUACUGCGGCAAAGAGGCAUCGCCGUUUCGGCCAUUUCAGUGUUCGCUCGGCUGGGCGUUCUACACAGCGAUAGGAGGAACGCUGGUGACCUUCUUAUGUGCUGUUCUGUCUGCACAGGCUGAGAUCGCUACUUCCAGCGAUAAGGUUCAGGAGGAGAUUGAGGAGGGGAAAAGUCUGAUCUGCCUGCUCUGAGCCCUCAGAAACCCUAGGAAGCUGCACAAAAUCACCCAUGGUGCAAUUUCUCUGAUGUAGACUGCAACUCGGCGGAGGGAAGACAGAUGUUUCUCUGCGGGUUUUUCCUCAUGAUUGUCUGGAUAAAAUCAGCUGAUUGUAGAAAGUGUAGAAGCCUUGAUAACAGCUUUUUUAUUAGGCAUGGUGUUCUCUUCUGCUGAAGCCUACCUGAUGAGCAAGAGGAAGGGGAGGGGAAAAAAUGCUUUUCCACCUUUUAUAACUUCAGUUUAAAACCUCUGGCAAAGCCGCAGAAAGAGGAAUGCUUAUCCCUGUUUCUGAACAAGUUGACUGUUUAUUUUUGCUAUUGCCUUAAACAAACCAAUGUACUGGAAUAGCAGAUUGGUCAAAGAAAUUGGUUGUGAAUAGGUUUUAGAAAGACUGCAUUUUUUUAUCAUUUAUGCUCAUUCAUGGGGUUCCACCACUGACCACUGGCAGAUUUGUCUACUCAAACACCCAACAACAGCUUGCAUUUGUCCUGUUGAGUGCCAGUGUAUGUUUGUGAGAGGUUAACUCUUGAGGUCUGUUGUGCUCUGAUUCUAUGGUCGCAGAACAUUGAGCUCUCUUGCUGAGGGAUCGUACGCUUCAAAGGGAGUUUCUCUGGCUUAACUGAUUGUGCAGCUUAAUAACUGUAAGAGUGUGUGCAGAAAGGAAAAAAAAAAAGUUCUGCCAGAUGUUUCACUGUGUGGGCUUUCAUGAAGAGAUAAAGCAGCGAGAUAAAGCAGGUUGCAGCAUAGGUUAUCAUGAAAUACUGUAUGACAUGCAGAGAGCCAUAAACACAGGUUCUGGCUUUAUAAAGAUGCCCAAAAGGUAAAGAUAAUGGUUAAAAAAAACAAACACGCCCACCAGGUGAUUACACUUCAUUCCCACGUUAGUGUGAUUUGGACACUUUUGCAAAACUGAUAAAAGUGGACCUCCUUCAUAGGUAGAUUUUUGUAACCUUUUGCAUUUUGCACUUGGCCCUUCAAUCAUUUCACAUUGCUGUGUAUUAUAUUCAUUUGUGUUUCAUCCAUGCUAUAUGUCACUGUAUAUGUUAGGAUUCAUGUGGUGCAGUGCUUCUAUUCGUUGUAGAUUAAUGUGCAAUAAUUCCACUAUAGUGUUGUUUUCUGAGAGUGAAAGGACCGAGAGAAUGAAAGUGAACUCGUGGUAUGGAUUUGCAUCAAAACGCAUUUCGAGUAUGUCUGUGAAUAAAAAUGCUGUCUGCUAUUUUUGUUACAUUAACAAAAGAUUAUUAACAUAAGUGGAACACUGUAUGAGGCUUCAUGUAUGAGAGGUUGAUAUAUCUGAGGAGAGAUAACCUGUGCUUAAAUAAACCAGGACUUCUUUAGUCAGUUUGUUAGAAAUGUGUAAAAUCUGUUUCCACUUUGCCCAAACGUCCUGAUGAAACACUGACAUCUAGAGAUAGAAGGUGGACAUUAGUUGUGUAAAAAAAAACAAAAAAAACAACAAAAAACCAAAGCGGUUUGUAAGGUAAAUUUGAGGGGAAAUGAGAUGAUUAACACAUUUUGGUUUUUUUACUGGCAAAUUUUUAAUUUCAUAUUAAAUCCAUUUAUGUUUAACUUUUCGAACUCUCUUGAAUCUAUUCAACUCUAAGCAUCUCAGUGCGAUACUUUGCAAAGUGUGAUGAGUCACAUUUUUAAGGAGUGGUUCUAAAACUUUUUAUAUUUCUCCUGGUCUUUCACCCACAGCCUUCGACCUGUGACCUGCCCUGGAAUCACUGUUUUAAAGUGAUUCCCAUCUGUUUUAUGGUUUGAUGUGUUGUAUGUUCAAAGAUUCUCUUCUGCAUCUUAUCUUGGUUGUAAUGCGCAGUUACAGCCAAGAUAUGAGAGUUACUGAUGCCUUCCUAUCGACUUGAUGCAGUAUAACCAUUAUCCUCUGACCCCUGCCAUCAACAAGGCACUUGUGCCCAGAGAACUGCUGCUCACUGGAUAUUUUCAGACCACUCUCUGUAAACCCUAGAGAUGGUGGUGCAGAAAAAUCCCAGUAGAUCAGCGGUCUCUGAAUUAAUCAGAGCAGCCAAUCUGGCACCAACAGCCAUGCCAUGUUAAGUUAACCACCUUUUUUUCUCCCAUUCUAAUACUCAGUUUGAAUUUGAGCAGGUAGUCUUGAUCAUUUUUACAUGCAUAAAUGUAUUAAGUUGCUGCCAUGUGACUGGCUCAUUAGAUACUUGCAUUAACAAGCGGCUGAACAGAUGUACC